Vitrella brassicaformis is the source of this 1079-nucleotide messenger RNA. Lineage: Eukaryota; Vitrellaceae. The record is from the annotation of a GenBank genome assembly.
AUUUAUUCAUUAGCGGCACAGUCGUGUGCAGACCAUUCCCUACUGAGCCAACCACAAACGACCGAGCCAUGUCUCUGUCUAUACUGAAUUGCGGCAGCAAGAGAGAGAACUACCGUAAUGCCUUUUGCCUCUACAUUGCAGACGGCACUCGUGCUACUGGCGGCGGAGCGGUUGGCUCAGCGAAUGUGGCGCCCAUUAGCGUCGCUUUGGCCUUCAGAAGAUAAUCCCGCUCCUUCGCACGCGCCUGUGAAUACGUGAGGCACAUGACGACAUCCCGAAUGGGAUCGUUCCUUGUGUGUGUCUCUGUACCUACCUGCUUUCUGGUGUCGUAGUUGCGCAGCAAGAAAUCGCACGACUCGUGGAGCGAGGCCAGCUUGGAGUGAACGGCGUCAAAAGUCUCCCUCUCAUCCCGUAGCUCUUUCUUUACUUCAUUCAGCUUCUGCAGGACAGAGGGAGGAAAGGGAUACAUGAGAGCGCUUAAUCUUGCCGCUGGGGUCACCUGGUCCGCAGCUGCCUUGAUGCCUUCCUGCUCGGUCAUCUCCUUCAUCCUCUUCUCCCACUGGUCUGUCCACUGAGCCAUAUCGGUCUGAUAGGAGUCUACGUCGUUCUUUUCCUCUGUGUCGGCCACUGCCUGGGCCUUCCUGAUGUCCGCUACCAGUAUGUCGACGUGGUACAGGACAUUUGUGGCGCCAUCCUUCUUGCCACCGUACUCGCCUUCACUGAGGCAAGGACCGACAGACAGACACAUGAGCCAUCCAUGUGGGUGGCCUGUGUGUGCUCUCGACAUACGGUGUCUCUGGGGGCGGCGGGACAUCCACUGCUGGCGGCUGCUCUUUUUGUUGGAUAAGAGAUGUGAGUGGGCUGGAUUCCUGCUGUCCAUCAAAGGAGGAAGGAGGGCCUGCACACAUCCGUGGAAUAAUAUGCUCUUUCUCUCUCUCUUCUCAUACCACAUGUCACUUACCCGGCCUCUCUGCUCAUUAGCGUCGCCCCUGCCGUCGAUUUGCACCUCCGAUGUCCACCCUCUCAGAAAUUGGUUCUUCGUCGGAUGCUCCAUUCGCAGCGGAGUCGACAAGAGAGCU